UCAAGAUUCAGCCAGCACUCGAUCCAAAAGGGGUCCAAGCUGAGCAAGCUGUCUCGGCAAAGGUUUGGCCACUGAUGGGACAUGGGCAAGCGCCCUUGCUCAGGCAACGAUGGAGAACGCCUUUUCGUGGGCGUGGAUUUGGGAGGAACCACCAUUUCAGCUGGUCUCGUGAAUGCAGAGGGCACGCUUCUUGGCAUUGCAUGCCUCGCUGUGAACGCGCGUGCCAGCAGGGAGGAUGGGGAACCUUGCUGUCUGAUGCAGUCGGCGAGGAUCACCGUCCACAUGCCAUCAUUCAACGUAUCCGCGCUCUGGUCGAGGUGGUGCUGCGAGGCAACAGCCGAACGCUGGAGGACCUCGAGGCCUUGGGAGUUUGCACACCAGGCCUCAUGGACUCACGUUCUGGGGUCGUGCAAGCUGCUGCGAAUCUGCGUGGGUGGCGAGAGGUCCCUUUGGUUGAGCUUCUGGCAGAGGAGUUUCACUGGGAAGCGUCCAAAGUGACUUUGGAGAACGACACCAACGCUGCGUUGCUUGCAGAGGCGUGGACCGGCGCAGCGGCAGGAAUCAAACACAUCGUGCUCUUGACGAUUGGAACUGGAAUUGGUGGUGCCAUCAUGUGCGAUGGCCAGCUGCUUCGGGGCAGCAAGGGCCAAGCUGGUGAAAUAGGCCACUCCAUCUUAGUGCCCGACGGUCGGACCUUUGGAGGCGCUGGUGUGAGUGGCAUUUUUGAAGGAUAUGCAUCUUGCAGUGCUGUGGCGAUACGCGCCCGAGAACUUAUGCCACCAGACUCAUCUCUGAGCAAACUGGAGGCUGUGGAGUGUGAGGAUGUCUUUAAACACGCUGCUGCUGGCGACAGCUAUGCGACAGAGCUUGUUCAAGAGACAGCAAAGUACUUGGCGUUGGGAUGCAUCAAUUGUUGCCGUUUUGUGGAUCCCGAGCUGAUUCUUUUCUCUGGCGGAAUGGCUGAGGCAGGAGACGCCUUGCUCACAGAGGUCCGCAGGCAGUUCCAGAAGUAUCAUUGGAACCUGGAACCUGUUCGUGUGAAGCUCAAAUUGGCAUCUGCAGGGCGCAAUGCUGGACUUUUAGGAGCUGCAAGGGCUGCUAUGUUGUCCCAAAGAUGAUGGCAGGCGCGCUGCAUCGCCCGUUCGAACGAGCGCAUCGCGAGUUCAGUCGAGAAAAGGAACGCAGAGCGCAGCAGAGCGCAGCGGAGCGCAGCGGAGCGCAGGG
Durusdinium trenchii is the source of this 1224-nucleotide messenger RNA. Lineage: Eukaryota; Dinophyceae; Suessiales; Symbiodiniaceae. The record is from the annotation of a GenBank genome assembly.